This is a messenger RNA of Passer domesticus (house sparrow), 11264 nucleotides long. It is a transcript of the gene OTOGL, whose product is annotated as otogelin like. Gene Ontology annotation, cellular component: extracellular matrix. NCBI's taxonomy places the organism in Eukaryota, Metazoa, Chordata, Aves, Passeriformes, Passeridae. The transcript is spliced from 58 exons. Gene Ontology annotation, biological process: L-arabinose metabolic process. The record is from RefSeq and is a predicted model, not a curated record. The coding region runs from base 1 to 9855 and encodes 3284 amino acids. Gene Ontology annotation, molecular function: protein binding; alpha-L-arabinofuranosidase activity.
AUGAACAUUGUAGGAAAGCUCAGUUUAAUGAUACCGUGGAGUAUAUUCUUGCUUCAUUCACUGCUGUCCACUUUGCAAGGAUCUUAUUGCAAGCUUCCUCUUUUGAGAAGAACUUUGAGAACUGAGUCUAAUGCAACUCGACAGAAAAGAGAUCUUGUAACAGCUGAGCUGAGGGUAAUGGAGCCUCUGAGAGAAGCAGGACUGGAGGUGUCCUCGGAGGGCCCUCAGCAGGGAGGUGCUGUUGCACCAAGGACACUGCAAAAUGGCUCAAAGGCCAGAAGCAGCUUUUGUGAGGUUCAAUCUGCCUCUCUGUUGCACCAGCAUGGGGCCCUGAUGCGGAGUCCACCAGGAGGUUCAUGUCCUCAGGAGUGCCUGAAUGGAGCAGCCUGCACAGAGGCAGGUGACUGUGACUGUCAGUUAUUUCAGGCUCAAGGAAGCAGGUGCCAAAUCGUACCUAACACUGGCAAGGAUCGAGAUGGGAUUUGCAAAUCCUGGGGACAGUAUAGUUUUGAAACAUUUGAUGGCAUCUACUACUACUUCCCAGGGAAUUGCUCCUAUAUAUUUGCAAAAGACUGCAGUACUCUGGAACCUCAGUACACUGUUUGGGUUCAUAACAGUCCUCACUGUUAUGGUUCAGUAUAUACUUGUCAUAGGUCUAUCAGCUUAUUUUUUUCAAACCAAGAAGAAAUAAUGAUUUCAGGACAUGAAGUAAGAAAAAAUGGAAUCAGAUUGAUAUUGCCUCAGACAGUUGGAAAUGCUUUCAUUGAGAGACUGGCUGACUAUAUUCUGGUGAAGACUACCUUUGGCUUUUCUCUUGCUUGGGAUGGAAACUCUGGUAUUUAUAUUAAGCUGACAGAAGAUCAUAAGGGAAAACCUUGUGGCCUUUGUGGAAAUUUUAAUGGCAAUAAAUAUGAUGACCUAAUACUUCAAAACAUAGGUGAAUCUACAGAAGACAUUGCUGAAUUUGCAAAUAGCUGGGCUGUGCAAGUCUCAGAUGAUAUAGUUUGUGUCCCUACUGCCUCAGAUUUUUCCAGUCCUUGCUCAGCCAAUGCAGAAUCCACCGAGGACAUAUUCUUCAAGUGCCAAAUAUUCCUACAGUUUCCUUUUCUCAGCUGUCAUGAAAGUAUAGAUCCGUAUUCUUAUAUUUCAAGCUGUAUGAAUGAUCUUUGCAGAGUGGAUGAUGAUGAAACAUACUGCAGGGCAGUGACAGAGUACGCUAGAGCAUGCUCUCACGCUGGGUCCCCGGUGCGGGACUGGAGGGAUGACUUUCCUGCCUGUACUGAGAAGUGUGAAGACACCUUUGUUCACCGUGACUGUAUCAGUUGUUGUCCACCUACUUGCACAUUUGAAAAGGAUUGUCUUGGCAGCAAUCUGCAUUGUUUAGAUGGCUGUUACUGUCCAGAUGGUCUCAUUCUGGAAAAUGGAACUUGUAUCUCUUUGUCGAAUUGUCCUUGUAUUUAUCAUGGAACUGCUUUCCCUGUAGGCUCAAAAAUUGAACAAGAAUGUAGCAACUGUAUUUGUGUUGGUGGUAUUUGGAACUGCACUGAUCAUGAUUGUCCAGCUGAGUGCUCCAUCACAGGCAGCUCUCAUUUCACGACAUUUGAUGGACGUCAUUUUACCUUUCUUGGGAUUUGCCAGUACAUUUUGGUAAAAGGCACUGGAAAAAACCAGUUCACAAUCACUUUACAAAAAGCACCUUGUGGACAGAACUUUGACCACGCCUGCAUUGAGUCUAUAACACUGGUUCUUGAGGAUGAUGUGAGGAAACAAGUAACUCUCACAAGAUAUGGUCAAAUCCAAACUGUCCCUAACCAAGUUUUUAACCUCAAUGGGGCUAUUGAAAUUCAGAAUAUAUCUUCUUUCUUUGUUCAACUGAAAACUAGUUUUGGUUUGAAGAUACUGUUUGCUAAAGAUGGAGAGAGGAUAUAUGUUCAAAUUGAUGUCAGAUGGAAGAGAAGAACAUUAGGACUAUGUGGAACUUACAACGGAAAUUUAAGAGAUGAUUUUCUAUCUCCAGCAGGGAUGAUAGAAGGGACCCCACAACUUCAUGCCAAUGCGUGGAAGGUUUCCUCAGCUUGCUCCAUGCCUAUCAAUAUUCCUGUGGUUGAUCCCUGCAACGUGAAUCAGCAAAAUGCUGGGUAUGCAUCUCACUGUGAUAUCAUCAACCAAGACGUGUUUGCUCCGUGCCAUGCCUACAUCAGUCCAGGGCUGUACUACCAGCUCUGCCGCUUCGACGCGUGCAAAUGUGGGAGCAGCUGCCUGUGCAAUGCUUUGGCCCACUAUGCUCAUGUCUGUGGCAAGCACGGCGUCGUCAUUGACUUCAGAUCUCAUGUUUCUUACUGUGCUGUGAUGUGUCACAGUGGUAUGCUUUAUCAUCAGUGUUCUUCUUUUUGUAAACAUUCCUGUGCUUCACUUUCUAUGGCAAAUAUCUGUGCUGAUGAUUGUGCAGAAGGAUGUAAUUGUCCUGAUGGGAAGUAUUUUGAAGAGUCAAUCAACUUUUGUGUAUCAAUGUCUGGCUGUCAUUGUCAUUACAAAGGCAAAACACUCCAGCCUGGAGAAAUCCUUUCUACGCCAACAGGCUCCUGUCAAUGUUUGAAUGGAACAGUGAAAUGUAUUGAAGCCACUACAGAAAACAUAGUUCACAUAUGCCCUGAAGGAAAAAUCUACUAUGACUGCAGAUCUCCUGUGCCUGGGUUACCAGCAGCAGGUGUGAAUUGUGGGAUCUCUUGUGCGAACCUUGCCAUGAACUUCUCCUGUGUCCCCUCACCACCCUGUGCAAGCGGCUGCAUUUGUCCCCCUGGGAUGGCUGAGCAUAGAGGGAAAUGUUAUAUUCCUGACAGUUGUCCAUGCACCUGGAAAGACAGAGAAUUUCUGUCAGGAGAAGUGAUAGCUACUCCAUGUUACACCUGUGUUUGUCGGAGAGGCGUCUUCAACUGCACCAGUUACCCCUGCCCUGCUGUGUGCACCAUCUAUGGAGACCGGCACUACUACACCUUCGAUGGGCUGGAGUAUGAUUAUGUCAGUGACUGCCAAACUUACCUGCUAAAGAGCACAGAUAACUCAAAUAUAUCUAUAAUUGCUCAGAACAAAAAGUGCUUUGACAAUGAUAUUGUUUGCUCAAAGAAUGUUUUCAUCACUGUUGGAGACACAGAGAUUUAUUUUAGUGAACCUUCUGAGAAGCAGAACAACCUAGGAGCACAAGACAACAAAUCUAACUAUCAGCUCUGGAAGGCUGGAUAUUACACUGUGAUACACUUUCCAGAACAGGACAUCACAAUUCUGUGGGAUAAGAAGACAAUGAUGCAUGUAAAAGUUGGACCUCGAUGGAAGGGCAAACUGGCAGGCUUGUGUGGGAAUUUUGACAAAUAUACUUCAAAUGAUCUGACUACAUCAAACAACAUGGAGGUGAGAAAUGCACAGGUGUUUGGAGACAGCUGGGUAUUAGGACAGUGCAAGAGCCCAAAUGAAACACUGAGACCAUGUGAAGUACAUCAAAGCAAGUUCCCUUAUGCAAAAAAGGAAUGCUCAAUUUUAUACAGUGAUCUUUUUGCACCUUGUCGCAAUGUGAUUGAUGUGACUUCUUUUAUCAAGAAUUGUCACACAGAUACAUGCAACUGCAAUCUUGGUGGGGACUGUGAGUGUCUGUGUACCAGUAUUGCAGCUUAUGCCCACAAGUGCUGCCAGCAAGGAGCAGCGAUUCACUGGCGAUCUCCUCUGCUCUGUGCUUAUGACUGUGAAUAUUACAACCAAGGUCUUGGUGAAGGACCCUAUAUUUUGGCAAGUUUUGGAGUGAAUGACACAAUUAUAGGGGCUAAUGUAUCCAGCAGAAGGAUAUUUCCCUUGCCUAGAACUGGAGCACAUGGAAAUGUAAUUUUCAGUUUCAUGAUAACUCCAGGUCUUUUCAAAGAUAAAGAUUUAUCUCUGUCUCUUGUUUCACUUGAAUCUGCUGAAAGACCAAACUACUUUCUGUGUGUACAUGACAAUGAAACCAUUGGGUUGGAGCAGUGGCAGGCAAAUGCCUCCUUUCAGAGACGAGCCACCUUCUUCCACCACCAGGGUCUCUGGAGUCCAGGGCUCAGUGCCUUCGAGCUGCACAGUAAAAAAGGCUUUUUCAUCAUUCUCACCUCAUCCAGUGUUAAAGUGGAAAAGUAUGAUGGUUCAGAAGAAUUCAAACAUUUCAGUAGCUUUAGUGUUGAAGAACUCAGUGCUUCUGUGCCUUACAGAAGGAUGUGUGAAUGGCGAUAUGAAUCUUGCGCUAAUCCUUGUUUUAAGACAUGUAGUGAUCCUGAAGGAAUAGCAUGUAAAUUUCUUCCUCUGGUUGAAGGAUGCAUGCCAUACUGUCCCAAAAACAUGAUCCUUGAUGAGGUCACACUUAGAUGUGUUUAUCCAGAAGACUGCAUACCUGUGACACCUACAGAAUCAGACAUUGGACUGAAGCCUUCCGUGUUAAUCUCUCACAUGGGUCCUACCACAGAGAGAUUUCCUCAGACACUCCCUGUGUUUGUUACUUCAAGGAAUAAAUCAACUCUCAUCGGUGUGACAGACAAAAUAACCAUAAAUGCAAACACAGCUUCAAGCGGAAUGAAUAUGUCGGCACAGUCCAUUACAGACUUUUAUUCACUGGAAGCUUCUAAUGCAGCCACCUAUUCAACAUUUUCAUUACCAAGUACAGUGGAGCCUUCCGAUGUACUUCACAGCACAGCCAGCCCUACUGUCCUUUCCAAACCCAUCCCUUCAACAGAUUUUCCAGUUCUUUUUCAAGCCUCAGCAGUCACAUCACAUACUGCCCGCUCUACUGCAUCUAUAACUUUACCCAUUGCAAUAACAACUCCAACAACCCUGCUUGGUGCAAGUCCUAUUCCAACACAUUCUGCAUUAUUAACACCCACUUCCCUAGUUGUAGUUCCAUUUUCACUUGAAACAUUAACCACACAGCUAGGAACUGUUCAACCUUCCUCAGCACUAAGAACUUUAGCCUCCAAGAUAUCUUUGGUCACUUCUGAGCUGCCUGCAGGGAUUGGGAAGAGUGGGAGUCCUUCAGUAAGUCAUUCUAAGGGAGCAGAAAUACACUCUGAAGUGUCUUUGUCUGCCUUGAGGGCUGACAGAGAAACUUUCACAAGACCUGUAUUUCUUCUAGGUCCACGAUUGACACUAGACACAUCUACUUCUCCUAUAUCCACUUUGUCUGCUAGAACUAGGUCUGGCAUUAGUCAAACUGCAGUUUACCCAACACGUGGUUCUGCACUGACUUCAACUGCUCCUCAAAUUCCUAUGACUACUAGAUUUUCUAGCUCUGAGACAAGUGUUCCUCAAUUAAUCACAGUUUCAUAUUUCAGAACAUCAAAGCCCCUGUCUAAAACUUCUCUGAUAUCAUUAAAUUCUAGCUCUUCAACCAGUUUUUCUCCAAAGCCACUUUUAUCUUCAGUGCAAACUUCAAUGACUGUCCCUGAGCAGACAUCUCCAUUAAAAAAGGGUAGUAUUUCUGCUGCUCUGCCAAUAAUGACUGUAUGGUCACCUCAAGUUGUUUCCGAAAUCCCUAAAAACACUUCUUCAAGUCCUGCAGCAUGCACAGUAUCUACACCGGUGCAUUCUCUGUUUACCUCCCUCAAGCCCAAAGCUAUAGCAGGUGCCACUGUUGCCUCCCCAAGUUUUUCUACAGUACCUUCUAGUGCCUCCACUCCUCUAAUAAAUUCAGCAAUCUUUGAUAGGUCUGUAGUAAGUAAAGCCUCAACAGAAAAUAAGCAAAUAAUGCACACUGAUUUCUUUUCAUUAUCAUUCAUUUCUAAAAAGCCAAAGAUAUCUGUUACGCCUACAGCCUUCCCUCUCAGGACAUUGGUAUUACCUCUAAAUUCUACAUCAAUAACUGCUUCAGAACUUGCAGAGUACCCAAAAAGUUCAGAUACAGAAUUGAAAACUGACCUUGUGGCUCAAAGCUCAGGUACUUCCAUUUCCAAAAAUCCUUCUUUUACAAGGUCAUUAUCUUUAUUUACAACCGUGUUAUCAACAUCAGAACCAUUUUAUGUGACAUCUCAGACUACAAGUUUUUCAUUGAUUCCCAUAGUCAGUAGCACAUCAUCACUAACACAAAAUAUAAGUGCUACCCAAGCAUCAGAUUUGUCUCUACAUACACAAGAAACUUCAAAAAUUCCAAUUAUAGACCUUGCAACUUCUGUGGAUUUUUCUAAAUUCACUUUAAAAAUAAGUCUCUCUACCAACUUUUCAGCAGCACUAAAAACAUCCAUUGUAAUGCCCUUUUUACUAACGCCUAACACCUCUGAAAUCAGUUUAGAAAGCCAAGCCUCUAUGCCUUCACCUCCUCCUAAGACCACUCAUAUCUCUAAUGUUUCUCUAGGAAAACAGAGUUCUUCGGUAAGUUCUUCAGAAGAAGAAGGAACAAUAUCAGCCAUACCAGCUGGAAUCAUCACUCAAUCCACUACGCCAAUGAUCAGGAACACAACAGUGAAUGCUACAUCCUCAAAAGCACCUUAUAUUUUUGCAAAAAUGCUGCCUAGUUCUUCAGCCAGUUUAUUAGUUACUUCAGGUACCACCACCCUAGCCUCCAGGAUUACUACAAAAACUGCUGAUUCUUUUGUUGUCAAUUUGGAUUUUUAUAUGGCUUCAGCUUCAGUUCCUACCACCAUAGAAACACACAAAUCUUUAUUUACAACUGCAGUAACUCAAGCUUCACAGAGCACCGGAGAAACUCCAAACAUUAGUAUAACAAAAACAACUGGUACUGGGAAUCCAUUAUCACAGAUGAAGAGUACCUCAUACAUAGCAUCAGAAGUUAAAUACACAACUUCAUUUGAAAAAACUGUGGAUAUUUCAGAAGAUGGUCAGACAUCACAUGAGCAAAAAAAUGCUACCAAGAUAAAGACAACCACAACUGACAAAUCUUCCCCACCUUAUUUGCCAGUAACUGCACUUCAGAGUCUGCUUUUAUCAAGAAAUACAACCUCAGUCAAAAAUGUCUCUAUUUCUGGAGUCCUGGAUGUAACGACAUCAGAUAGGUCCAAAAUCCCAACACAGAAACCCAAUACACCUUAUUUUAGUGUAACAGAGGCCACAGAGCUGCAAACCAGAGCUGUGAUAGAUUUAUCUCUUUCUAGUGGCGGAAUGGCUCUGCCUUCCUCAUCAGAAACGAUGGCUGUAGCUGACAAGGCUUACUUUGGCACCAUGAUGCAUACACUGGUAUCUACAUCUUCUGAGUGUGUGCCAAGAUACCUUGAACCUGUUGACAAAUGUAGCCAGUAUGUAUGUGUUAAUACGGCUUGGAUGUUAUACAAUCUUUCAAGGAACUGCCCUAAGGAUGUGCAGAAGCCAGACUGUGGUUUUCGAGGAAUGCCUGUUCAAGUUAACACUGACAGCUGUUGUCCAGAAUGGGAAUGUCCCUGUCAGUGUUCUGUACUGUCUGAACUGAGUGUUAUUACAUUUGAUGGAAACAACUUAGCCCUGUGUAAUAUGGCUUCCUAUGUUUUAGUCAAGUUACCAGGAGAAAUUAUUGUUGCUCAUAUUGAAAAAUGUCCUGCUAAUCAGAGUGCAAAUUCAAUAAGAAAACUAGUGCCACCUGCAAACACUUCAGGGCUCUGUUUUAAGAAAUUAAAUGUCACAACAUACACUUGUCAAAUACUUAUCAAUCGUUUAGCAAGAAAAGUAGUGGUGGAUUCUGUAAUUCAACCAUUACCAUUUUCAAGAGAAGGACUGAGUGUUCAGGACACUGGUGCAAUGUAUGUGGUUAAUACCCCAGCUGGUUUUAGCAUCAAGUGGGCUCAUGUUACAGGCAUCAUAGAUAUACAGUAUGGAUUACACUCCAACACAACCAGGAAGACAGAAGGACUUUGUGGGGUGUGUAAUGGAGAUCCUAGUGAUGACCUGAAAAUGCAAAACAUGACCAUAAUUACAAAUAUGGAGGAAAUUGAAAUGUUCAUUAAGAGCUGGGAAAUUGAGAAAUCACUUGAUGUAACAACCAGGAGGCCAGUAAGAAACUGUACUGAAAAUAACUGCACAUACUGUAUGGAACUGUUAAACAGAAGCAUUUUCAUCCCUUGUCACAAGAAAGUGUCACCACAGGAAUUUUGUGAGAAGAUGUGGAUCAACAGUACUAAUUUUUGGAACUAUGAGUGUGAUGCACUUUCUGCAUAUGUGGCUUUAUGCAACAAGCACAGCAUCUGCAUUAAAUGGAGGACAUCUGAUUACUGUUCAUUGAGCUGUCCUGAGGGCAAGGAAUACCAGCCUUGCGUGCAACCCUGUGAAGCCAAGACAUGCUUGAAUAAAUGGUUCUAUGAAGAUUCUCCCUGUUCCUAUUUAAGGGAAGACUGUGUGUGUAAAAAUGGCACCAUUCUGCAUAGAACAGACUCAGACCUCUGUAUACCAGAAGAGAAAUGUACAUGCACAGAUAAUAAAGGACAACCCCGCUCUGCUGGGGAGAUCUGGAAUGGGUCCAUGAGAGGGUGCUGCAUGUAUGGCUGUUUAGAAAAUGGAAGCAUUAUUGCUGUAGAACCUGACUGCAGUGAGGAUCCACCACCAGUCUGUGAAAGAGAAGGGGAAGUUCUACUCCAUGUCAUUGAAGAGACAGCUUGCUGUCCCAAGACAGUCUGUGAAUGUAACAUGUCGUUGUGUGAUGCCAUUAUUCCAGCAUGCAAACCCAAUGAAAAAAUAGUGGUAGGCUACCACCCCCUGUCCUGCUGCCCACAGUACCGAUGUGAAUGUGAUCCUUCAGUUUGUUUUAAUGCCUCCCAGCCUGACUGCAGAGAAGAUCAGUUUAUUGUUGAGGCAAAACAGGAAGAUCCCUGUUGUUUCUCUCAUCUCUGUGUUUGUGAAUCCUGUGUUGAACCUGUUCCCUUGUGUAGUGAAGGGGAAAUUCUCACUGUAGACCUUAAUACCAUACACUACUGUUGUCCUCAUUACUACUGUGUUUGUGAUGAAAAGCUUUGUUCUGAGCCUCCUAUGAUUUGCACAGAUGACAUGACACCUGUGAAGGAAAAAAUACUUGGGCAAUGUUGUCCGGAAUGGCACUGUGAAUGUAGUUGUGAAAAUGCUACUAUGCUGACCUGUAAAUUGGGAGAAGUUAAAAAAAUAGAUAGCAGUGUUUCCAGUGCUUGUGGAUGCACUCACUACAUUUGUGAGAAGGAUGAUGUGUGCAUCUUCCAAGAGGUCACAGUACUGAAUCCUGGACAGUCAGUGAUUCAGUACUUGGAUGGAGACCUUUGUUACACUGUACAGUGUUUACAAGAAAAAGAUCAGAACACAGGCUACAAUGCCAUGCAUUUCACAAUGAUGAACUGCUCCCAGCAAUGUGAAGCUAAUCAAGUAUAUAUUCCUUCCUUCAGUCACCAUACUUGUUGUGGUACAUGUCAAAACGUGUCCUGCUCUUUUCAUACAGAGAAUGGAACACUGAUUUUGUACGAGGAAGGAAGCACCUGGACCUCCAACUGUACCAACUACAAAUGUGUGAAGACUGCUGCAGGGGCUAUUGUACUGGGGUCAAGUGUUGUCUGCCCCCCAUUUAAUGACACUGAGUGUACAAAGAAUGGAGGAAUUGUGCAGACGUAUAAUGAUGGCUGCUGCAAGACCUGCAAAAAGGAAGAAAGGAUUUGCCAGAAAAUGACAAUCAGAACAACCAUAAGAAAAAACGACUGUAUAAGUCAAAGCCCGGUAAAUGUAGCUUCAUGUGAUGGAAAAUGCCCAUCUGCAACAAUUUUCAAUGUCAAUAUUGAUAGCCAUCUAAGAUUCUGUAAAUGUUGUCGAGAAAUUGGAACACGAGUUGUGACUGUGCCCUUGCGCUGCUCGGGGAACGGCACCGAAAUCCUGUACGUCAUUCAAGAGCCCAUAGACUGCUCAUGCCAGUGGAACUGAACGUUGUUGUGGACAUGGUUUAGUUUUCACCAGACACAGUUUUUGGUCAUGGAUGGGUAUAGUACUCUUCAGGAAAAUAGAAAAAGCAUCAGUUAUGCUUUAUAAUGUAACUUUUCCCAAAUUUAAUCAAAGAUGUUGUUUGUUCUUCAAAUUGUCCUAGAAAAUAUCGGCAAGAAUAGAAAAAAACCAUAAAUCCUUUUGAGCAAGGUCUGGUUGAUCCAUCAUUUAUUUCUACUCAAUGGCUUUCUGGUGAGGUGGUGAAAAAAGCUGGUUAGUAUUUCCAUGUUUUAAAAUUUUGGAUUGUGGCUACCCAUCAGAGUUGAAAAUUUCUCAAACCAUUUCUCAGUGGUUCAUUUGCUUAGAGGCCUCCAGUUGAAAACUAUCACCAGUUCUAUGUUUAAAUGGGAAAGAAGAAUAUUAGGAUUUUGAAAAUGACUGAAUUAAUUUAUUUUAAAAAUAGUGGGUUCAAGUGUAACAUUUUUUACCUUGCUCAAAAAUCUAUCUUUUGUCCAGAAAGCUGUUGUCAAUGAUUGGAUUCUGCUUACCCUGUAAGUCACUGAGAAACAACAUGACUGUAAUCUGUAAGUACUUGUAGGAAACCUCCAGAGUAUAUAGCAGAAUCAUAAUAUCUUGAAACCUUAGACGUAUUUAAUUUUUAUGUAUAUUAUAAAUAUGAAGCAUGACUAGACAAAGGCUGAAGAGUGAUAGUUUUUGUGCAUUAAAAAUAUCUGAAAGCCAUUUCUGCUAUGAAAGUUUCCAUUUUAUAUCAAUUUUUUCACUUUUCACAGAAAAGAAAUUGGCUGUUUGCUAGUGUAGAAUAUGAUUAUAUGUAUAUAUAUUUAUUAAAAAACCCCACAAUACUGCACAUUUUAAAUAUUCAUAAUGGGUUUUGUCUUUGUUUCCCAGUCUGAAGAUUUGUGUUCAAUAUAUUUUUAAUUUUUUUUUCCAAUGCAGAUAUUUAGACUAUUGCCUGAAUUUAGGAUUCAUAAUUUUUGAGUCCAGAAAAAAAAACAGGUAAAAUAAAUAAUUUGAAGGACUUAGGUGAGUUAUUCAUGCUCAAUCAAUCUGUAAAUAUCCAUGAUUCAGCACCUUAAGGUGAAUAUCAUCUCCCUUUUACUCAACAUACUAUAUAACCUGCUUUUAAAAAUAAAGAAUACAAGUUUAAACUUGUUUGUAGAAGAUUACUUUGCCUUAUAAACUUACUGAAUUAAAAUUAUAUUAAUUAUGACAGUAUUUUCUUUAUCAAUUGUCCUUUUAACUGUGUCAGAAUUAAAAUUCAUGUCUAUAAGUUUGGAAAUCCUCUGACAGUUUUGAUUUUUAAGCUAUCAUAAUUUAAUGAUGAAAAGGUUGGAUUGUCACCUGGCUUGUUACAGUGAAAUUAAAGUAAUUAAAACUGCCUUAAAAUCCAA